CGUAUAUUUUACUUCAAUUUUCCAAGUCAAUUUCUCUCAACUUUCCCCCUUCUUCCUAUCUUCUUCCCUUCAUCUCUCUUACUCUUCUUCUACCUAAUAACAACCCCCCCCUUCUUCUCCUCCAACAAUUAACCCAUAAUCUUCCUUCCAUUUCUCAUACAGAGUCCCAUAUGGAAGUCGUUGUUGUUCCAGUCCCUCCUCCCGGUGCCGACAUCUUCAACUUUGGUAGCCCUUGCUCCUCCCAUUAUCUUUCUGCUCCUUCUACUCCCUUCUCCUCCCUCAGUGCUCCCACAAGCCCCACUUCUCUCGGCUUCAACUUCUUCCGCCUCGACAACGAUGUCGACGUUCCAAUCGGCUCUCCCUCUGCCGUCCCCUUCCACUGGGAGGAGAAGCCCGGCAUCCCCAAGUCCCCCGAUAAUUGCGCCUCCGGUGACGAUCAUGAUUUUGAAUUUCAUUGUUCCCGCCACUCCUUCUUCUCUAAACCUUCCAUCUCCGCCGAUGAGCUCUUCCAUGCCGGCAAGAUCAAGCCGCUCAAACCGCCGCCCGGAUUUCAGUCGAACAUGUCGUCGCCAAGAUCGCCGCACAACCUGAGGCUUUCGCCUCGUAAAAGCAAAAGCAACAUCGACACGAAGAACAUCAACGACGACCCAUUUGAAGCAGCACUAAUCAAAGAAACUCAUUGCCAUAGGAUCAAUUACGAGCUCAUUGAUUCAAAUGACAACAACGAAAUUAUUAGAGGAAGAACAGACAAAAUUUCAUACAUUCACUCUAAUUUUUCUCGCAAACAAACUCGAUCUCUUUCCCCUUUCAGACUCUCCUCUGAAUCCGCACUCCAUGGAGAUGGCGCCAGAAAAUCAAAAUCGUCGUCUUUUUUGUCGGCGAUUUCGUUUUCAAAGACCAAUAGGAAAUGGAGGCUUAGAGAUUUGUUGUUUCGCAGUGCGUCGGAAGGUCGGGCGACGGAGAAAGCCGAUAAGCUGAGGUCUACAUACGUUGUAAUGUCGGAAAAAUUGGAUGACGAUGUGAAGAUUUCAAGUUUCCGGUCAGAGGAUAGUGGCGGUCCCAGAAUGCGUUAUACGGCGGCGAACCGGGCGGUUUCUGAGGAGUUGAAGAAGAAGAGUUUUUUGCCGAAUAAACCGGGAUUCUUGGGCCGUUGCUUGCGGUUUAACCGGUCCGGUAUACAGGAGAUUUCUAGAGGAAUUGGGUCAUUGACACGUGGAUGAACCGGCAAGAUUUUUUAAUUUGAUUUUUUUUUUUUUAUUUAGUUCGGAUUGAUCAAUGUAAGGAGUGAUGUUCUUGUCGGUGUUUGAAACAUAAAUAAAUUCAUGAUUAUAGAGAAUUUGGUUGAAGAUGUAAGAAAUUGAAGAUAUGAAUAAUAAGAAAGAGAGUCUUUUUUUUUUCUAUU
Cucumis melo (muskmelon) is the source of this 1402-nucleotide messenger RNA. RefSeq lists its product as uncharacterized. NCBI's taxonomy places the organism in Eukaryota, Viridiplantae, Streptophyta, Magnoliopsida, Cucurbitales, Cucurbitaceae. The transcript has 2 exons. The coding region runs from base 171 to 1220 and encodes 349 amino acids. The record is from RefSeq and is a predicted model, not a curated record.